AUGUUGCAGCUGAAUAACCUCGGCGUCCGGGCGCUGGUGGAGUACUGCAAGAGUACGCUGACGAGCGUUGACCUCUCUGACUGUACAGGAUUAAACGAUGAGGUAACCACGAAAGGCGUGCAAUACAUCGCCCGAGGCUGCCCCAAUAUGUCGGUGCUCAACCUCUACCAUUGCGGAAAAGUCAAGAAUGGAGCUCUCAUUGCCCUAAGCAAGCACUGCCCCCGGUUGGUGUCGCUCAAUGUGGCGCUCAUCGGUCGUGUGACCGAUGCGGGUGUGUCUGCUCUAAGCCGGGGGUGUAGAUCUUUGCAGGCGCUCAACAUUGCCGGAGCUAAGGAGGUAACGGAGCGAGGCGUCUGUUGCCUAGCUCAGAACUGCCCGGGCCUCCAUACGCUCAACAUUACCGGCUGUGUAGAAGUUGGUCUCGCGGGGCUGCACGGCCUAAUCGAAGGCGUCGGGCCGUCGCUGGUUCAGGAGGCAAAGACGUUCUUCGGCUUUAUACCACAAAGGAGCAUGAUAGACCGCAGGAGGAUAGAGGAAUCGCACAAGGCUAUCGAGCUCGCAGCGGUGCUCGCUAUCCAGAGAUGUUGGAGAAGAUACAAAAAGCGGUUGGCGGACGCGCUGAGAGCCGCCUACGCCCAAGCCGAAGCUGCGGUUUGCACUAUCCAGGCGGCUUACUAUCGCUACCACAAAAAGUUGGUAUGGUGGGAAACACGUCUGCUCAGGAAGCAAAACAAGGCGGCACUCGAGAUACAGCGAGUGUACAGGGCACACAGACUAACAGAAACCUCUGCCUCUCAAAACACCGCCGGUCGAACACGCCAACAACGCUGGCAGUCGGCCAUCGAAGGGAUGCUUGAAGAUCGGAAGCAGGAGCUUCAACAUGCGGCGGCUGUGCGAGUACAAGCCACGGUGCGGGGGUGGAUUGGCCUCAAACGGUGCGCGGCAUGGCGGGAGGUGAAGCGACAGAGGGUGCGAGAUAUUGACAUCAGCUCGGGCAAGAUGCAGGGCAGUGCGCGUUGCUUCCUCGCGCGAAUCUGGCUGAGUAAGCUAAAGAUGCAAAAAGAGACACAGAAAGAGAUCGAGCGAAGAGCCGCUGUUCAACUCCAGUCGUUCUGGAGGGGUUGCAUUGGCAAGCAUACGGGUGCCCAGGUUAAGAGCCAGAUGGCAAGAGUCAAGCGAGCAAGGCACCGCACCGCAAUCAAGCUUCAGGCGGCGUUCAGGGGGCACCGUGGGCGAGGAGAGUGGAGAAGAGUGCACCGAGAGUGGAAGAAGAGUAGCAGGGCGGCUCGAAAGAUCCAAAAGGUGUUUAGAGGCGGCCGCGUGAUGAGUUGGCGAGAUGUUCGUCUGAACAAGGUGGCGCAGCACGUGUUUAUGAGGCAAGAGAUGGAGUUCCAGGAGAGGUUGGACGGCGGUCGUGCUCGCUACCAGCAUCUCGUUGACGAGGCCGGCAGGGACUCAUGCAGCGAGGAUGACGACGAAGCAGAUGCCACCGACCACUGGGAGGAGAUCUGGGACGAGGGCGCGGACCAUAGUUAUUGGUGGAACGCCGCCUUACGGGAGUCUUCACCCGUGAAGCCCUUGGCCUUCGAGGAAGGCCUCGUGGGAAUGCGAGUGUGGCUAACUCGUCCGACGUCCGCUGGCCUGGCGGGCGAGGGUCAACUCACACGGCUCAACCGCAAGAGGGUCAAACACCGCCUGGAAUUCGACAGCGGGGGGCGGAAAUGGAUCAACCUUGACGACGAGCAAGACGCCAUGAUGGUGCGGAGCAACGGGGCAUGGGUGCAGCUGAGAAACUUCAUCGAGCCUGCCGUCGCCGAGGCCAGAGCGAGAAAAGAGAUGCUUAGCAGGAGGCGAAGAGCCAACCAGCACCUCUUCGACAGGGAGCAAAGGUGGGAGCACUUGUACGACGAAGCAACGGGAAAGCUCCGGUACUUCGACCCGAAAACAGGGGACGUUGUUGUCGCAAUGGAAGAUGCAGCGAAGUGGACGAUGGAGCAAGACGACGCCGGUGACAUCAUAUUUGUCCACCGAGAGACACAGGAAGUGGUAUACGACGACCCUCGGUUCGAAGAUGGCCAAAAGAAGGAAAGAGCAAGGGCCAAAAUGCAGUGCUUGGAAGACACCAGGUUUGCCCGAUACUUUUGCGACCAGCUUUGCGAUCGGUAUCGUAUGUACGAACAAGGUCAAUUGGAUGCCAAGGGGAAGAGGCUACUCUUGGAGGCCUUGGCUUCAGGGGACAGUGCCCUUAAGAUGUCAUCAGCCGUCGCUUCGGCGCGAACGGUGUUCCGCGAGAGGGAACUUCAGGAGAAUGCCGAGCUUCAGGCGGCGAUGUCGUUGGGCAAGUACAUGCAGGAGCUGAAGGUGUGGGCUCAGGAGGAGAUGGAGGCUUUCGUUUCGCGAAAGGCCCGUUACCUCAAGGGCGGCUCGGAAUCUUCAAUAGGUGGCUCCAACGAAGUGCUCUACCUAGGACAGGAGGAAGCACGGGGGAAUGUGGUGCUUUUCCCGGGAGACGUUCAAGACCUGCACCAUCGAAUGAUAUCCGUAGGUCACGAGGAAUUUUCGGACUACUGUGUGGAGAGCACAGCCCGGACGUUGGCACGAAGGUUUCCCGGGCACGCGGUGUGGGUGGUGUUGCCAAAGACCCACGUGCACAGCGCCCUGGCGUCCUACGAUAACUUUGCGAAAACGGACUGGGCUACGGGUGGCGCUGUCCUCGAGUACCUCCCAGACGGUUCGGCGUGUGAGCACCUUGAGGCCCUUCUCGGCGCCGCCGCAGACGCGGUGCAUCAAGAGGACGACAGAUGCGGCGACACCACCUCUCGCAGGCCCGACAUUUCCCUCCCCCUCACGCUGGUGGGCUUCAGCAAAGGUGUGGUUGUUCUCAACCAGCUCGUUACGGAGCUCGCGUGCUCGCCCCCCCCGGCAGCAGCAGCACCGGCGCUGCCAAAGACGAACAGCAGCACGCGCAGCGACGUCGACGGCGACGGCAUUAAGUUGGCCGGUAACCGCAAGCGAUCCCGCGUCUCCAUGAGCAACAGCCGCCGGUGCAGUAGCAGCUGCGGCGGAGGCGGUGGUGAACGCUUGGCAUGCAGCGAGGGGGAUCUGACCAACCCCCCGAGCCCAGCGGACGAUGGUGACAUUGGUGCGACGAUGGCUUCGAGCAACUGGCCAAUGGGGUGGGAGGGCGGGCGUGACAAAGAGAGGCGGGAGGACGCGGGGGGCACGGGUAACGGUACUCCUCACGACGGGAUCCAAGACGGAUAUAAACCGCAUCAGGACAAGACCGGUUCGCUGUGGUCCCGGCUGUGGAGCGCGUUCGGCAUGUCGCGCCUCAAGACAAGAACGAUCUCUUCUACCAGCCUCCCGUCGGCGUCGAGCACCGACGAAUCUCCAAACGAUGACGAUCUCGACCAAGAGAAGGAAAACAGCAGCAGCAGCAGUAGCAGCUACGACCCUAACCCCCCGAGAACUCUCACCACCCCGCCGUCGACAGCAGAAGAAGCGGCGCGGGGGGGGGGCUGCUGCGACGGACCGCUCAAGUGGAGAGGUGAGAAACGCCGCCGGAGACGCAACCGGCCCACCAGCAUUUCCGGGUCCACGCCUCCAGGCGAACAAGGAGACAGCCGCGGGGGCAAUACCACGUGCAUUGGCGGUGGGACCCUGAGUGGGUGCGACGCCGUUUGCGAACGAGGACGGGACGAUAACGGCAGUUGUGCGGCGAACCGGCUGUUCGGCCGAGUCGCCGCCGUCCACUGGGUCGACGGGGCUAACGCGGCGGUGGCGGGGUCGUUCCCGACCAACCUGCGCUCCCUGGCAAGGCUAGCCGCGCUCCCGAACCUCUCCAUCCGCGUGCACGGGACGCCCUACCAGUGGUCGAGCCAGUACCGCCCCUGGCUCGCUUCCGAGGCGACGGCUUUCUUGGCUUCCGUUGAGGGCUUCCGAAGGGCCCUUCGUUCAAGGGAAGAAGGGUCCGCGUUCGCAACCAAGAGCUCGACGACGGCCAGCAGGAUGAGCGGAGGGGGAGACGGCGGUGAGGUGGGGGUGUUCUCGACGGACGCUGCCGCCCGCGGGGGAGGUGAUGGUCUCGCCGCCGGGGUGGUGGCGACAGAGUCGGAAGGGUCUGGGGGGGAGGGCUCUAAAGGAGGGGGUAGCCGUGUCGGAGGAGCGGCUUUUGACGUGAAGCGUCUGGUGUAUUUUGAGAACGAGCAGCCGUCCUUGGAAAAUCACUUCCGAGUGCUGGCGGACCUCAACACGGAGUGAAGAGGGUCGCUUGGUUAUUCUGUAAAUCCUGGCCUGGCUGUUGUCAUAGUUGUGCGGCGAGUGUGCUUGAGCUGAACUCUCGGUUUGACUCUGCUCAUGUUUGUGAUGUUUCUCGUCUUGCCGCCAUUUUCUUGGGCGGACUAUUGCGCCGCACUGUUAGUUGGCUGUACGACCUGUGGUUCGGCUGUGUCGACUAGCCGCCCUUUACCCAGGCGGGGCGCUGUGCCGCACGCAUUCAUCCAAGCGCUUGAGCUGAGCAAGAUGCUCCCGCCCGUUUCGGCUAGUGUUGUCCUUUGCCAACGUUGUUGCGUCGUAACGCCGUCCGUGUCCAGUACCACAUAUCAUACUUUUUUAGAAGGCGUUCGAAGCGAGAAUCACUUGCAGUAGGCAUGUUCCACCCUGCCACCCUGUCGGGUGUUUUUUUUGUAGGUGGCCUGCGACUCUUGCGAGGUGCCGCUGAGCGCACGGUGUGGCCACCAUGGCACCACGUGUUUUCGGGAUGACGUUUCUCUACGACUUGGAACUUGACUUGGUUCAGCCUUCGGGCCACACUCGUAUGUUCGAUUGUUGCAGGAUCUUUUGUGGUUUGAGGAGGCGUUUUCCCGAGAUACAAAAACCUGCCAAGGUACGGUAUGUAAAUAGUACAUGUGCUUGUCGUAAGAUUUGCUUUUUUAGAGUCUUCGUUGCCUCGACAUUGGACUUGCGAGUUUGAGGUUGGAAUGUAUUGAGGAGGGGUAGGGGUCAUAUCAUGGUUGUGUGUGGGGUGUUCGAUGUUUGUAUCUAUUUUGCAUUCCCGUCCACAUGACCGGGAUUUACGAUAGAAGUAGUAGAGAGGAAAGGGAAAACACGUGCUUUGGCACGGUC
Messenger RNA from Ectocarpus siliculosus, 5124 nucleotides. The record is from the annotation of a GenBank genome assembly. NCBI's taxonomy places the organism in Eukaryota, Phaeophyceae, Ectocarpales, Ectocarpaceae.